Molecule: messenger RNA, 5502 nt
Organism: Xyrichtys novacula (pearly razorfish)
Lineage: Eukaryota; Metazoa; Chordata; Actinopteri; Labriformes; Labridae
Source: the annotation of a GenBank genome assembly
AUGGGACCGGUAACCCGCGGUUUCUUCACCCUGCUCCUGUCUCUCUGCUGGGCUCAGAAGUCAGACCUGGGCGACGAAAGACCAUCCUGUGAUGGCUGUGACCUGCAGAUGUCCUGUAACUGCGCUCAUGGUGGAUUUACUCGUGUGCCCGUGGUCACAGGCCUCGCCAUGACUCUCGAUCUGUCCUUCAACAACAUCAGCGAGGUGACGGAGGACGAUCUGAAGGGUCACAAACAUCUGAGGGCUCUGAAUCUACACGGUAAUACUUCUUGGAUCCUAUAAUAUGAGUUCGGGGUCAUGGUUAAAGAGUAAUAAAUCUGUGGGGACAAAAGUACUUUAUGUAUCUUAAAUGAACUGACUAAAAUGACUAUUCCAGGUUUUAUCUUUGGUGUCAGAUAGUCACAGCUUUUCUGUGUUUGCUGUUGCCUAAAAUCGCCGUAUUUCACGGCAGAUUUCUGAAAAAGUUUCGGUAAAAGUUGCGGCUAAAUUGCUUGGUUCAUUUUUAAUACCGUCCAAAUGUACAAAGAGUUUAAAACAGUGGUUCUCAACCGGUGGGUCCUGACCCAAAAGUUGGUCGCGGACACGUUCUGGAUGGGUCAAAAAAGUCAAUAUUGAACUCGCAAUCUGAUGUUCUGUACAAGCAACUUCGGUAGUUGUCGUCCUCAGGUCAUGCGCUCUGAAAUGCACUGUACUCUAUAAAAACAGUGUAUGUUAAAGAUUUGAGUCUUUAAAGGUUUUUUUUAUAAGAAAGAAAUUUGCUUGGGUUGAAUUUUAUAAAAGUGGGUCACAACUUAAGGACUAAUGGAAAAUGAGGAUCCCAGAGUGAGACCAGUUGAGAACCACCGGUUUAAAACGACUUCACUCCAUCUUUACUGUUCUUCUGAUAAAGUUUAGGACGAGAACCUGUCUCUGCAAACACAUUCAGAAGACAACCUGAAUGUUCUCCUCCAUUUAUGAAACCAAACAGACCCACAGGAACUAUGAUUUGAGUACUGAGGAAGUGAGCUGGGUGUGUAACGCGCCGAUGCCCGAAGGGCUUUGACACGAACACAAAGGCCUCAUUUAUCAAGUUUGUGGAAAAGUCGAACAAAAGGUUCAAAGUUGUGCGGCUGCCGAGAAAAAUGCAGAAAUAAAUUCACUGGUUCCUGAAAUUGCUCCUCGUCUCUUGAAUAUCAAAGAUUAAUGGUGGGGUAGGCAGGAUUCCGUUAAAGAAGCAUCUGUUUUUGUGGUACCACAACACCUAAUAGAUCAGGUGUGGUGGUACCGUCAAUGUGCGGUUAUACUCAUGUAUUAUCUCCACCCCCUAGGAAACAGAAUAGCCAUGAUCCACCCGUCAGCGUUUGACCCUCUUUGGAGCCUGGAGAACCUCGACCUGUCAAACAACCAGCUCGACGCUCUCAACGACAAAUGGUUCAGGAAGCUUAAGGCUCUGGAGCGACUCAACCUGCUCAACAACCCGUACAGGUAAACCGGUUCAAUGACGUUAAACUGCCCCGCUAAAUAAAACCCAUCAUCAUCUCUGACUUCCUCUCCUGCAGAUGUCUGGGUUCUCCAUUGUUCCAGAAUUUAGUCCGACUGAGAGGACUCCAGUUUGGAGGUCCUGCUCUGGAGGAGCUAAAGAGAGCGGAUAUGUCGGGGGUCACAGAGCUUGAGGAGCUCAAGCUGAGUGCCAACAACAUGAAGAGGUGGGUGACGGACUUUUGGAAAAACAUCAGAAAGAAAAGGAAAUGCAAACCCUGAGAUUAUAACCAAAGUUUAGACAACAGCACCUCUUAGUGGUCCUCUCAAGUCAAGUCAUACUGUUGAAAGUUUUUAAACCUUUAGGGGAACAACAGAAGAGGAUGUGGGCCACUCGAAAAAAAAAAAGAAGAAAGAUCCGAUAUAUUUUUUUCUAUUAUUCUGAGAAAAAAGGCAGAGUUCUGACUUCAGUAAAAUCUUUACUGUGAAACCUUAAAAUAAGAUAUUAAAUUCAAUAUUAUUAACUGGAAUUAAAACAAAAGUACUUGUUGUAAUUCUGUCCAAUCAACAGUUAAAUACUGAAACCUACCAAAUUAAGAGAACAGAAAGAAUUGAAUUUCCAAUCAAAAGUCAAAAACCUAAAAGUUUGUAAAUUUUGUGUGAUCUCUUGAAAGGAUGGUCAAAAGGACUGUCUCGCUCACCUAUCCACCUGGUUCUUGGGUUCAGACUUUAACCCUAGAACACUAUCGCUGGGUGAUUUUCACCCGACCAAACAUGUUUACAUGAUCCUCAUGAUGUUGCGUUUGUCUAAGUAUCAUGGGUCUCUGGGUAUCUUUCCUUUGACAUCUUUGAAGACAGAUUUGUCUCCCUGAUCCUAAACCUGCUUUUUCCUACAGACUCGUGUUCACAGGGUGAUUUUGGUGAUAGAGGGUGAAGUAGGUUUGGGUGGAUUUGAUAGCUGCAUGUAGGGAAUAAGGUCAGUAAGAGCAGUCCUGGAGUUUGCAUGAUAUCUUUAUUUAGCGCAGUGGUUAUGAAAAACCAUCACAAAGAUUUCCAAGGGAAUUCUUAAGGUGAUAAGAAAUAUUUGAGUCAGCUCGUCAUUUUUACUCGAAAUCUGCCAUAUUUUGGUUCUCUCUCCUGCAGCUGUUAUUGUGCCGAGGACCCUGAGUCUGAACCAGGUAAGGCUGACAUGGUCCCCUCAUGGCACUUUUUCCCCCUUCCUUUAGACAUUGCACAGUUAAAAAUAAAACUACUUUAAUUUGUCGUGUAUUGUCCUAUUUUGAUAUAUUUUGAUGACAAGUCCUUUUUCUUGGGUUUAUUAUUUCGAGUAAAAAUCACCGGCGAUAGCGAUGGUUUUACUCAUUUUAGCGAUAGUGUUCCAGGGUUAAUCAGUCCAUCUGCCGUCGUCUUCUCUCUUUUGCAGGUACGAGUCUGGAGCCCUGGCAGACAUAUGGCCUCUCGGUCGUGUAACUUUGAGUCUCCACGGUCCAUCCCUAACAGACAGUGCUUUAGCCGCCGCUGUGCUUGCUGAUGUUUCGUAUCCAGAAACACCGCUUGUUCUAGAGGACCUUCAAAUAACCGACAAAGAGUCUCUGCAGCCUUUGAAAGAGGCAGCUAAAAGGAGAAUCAGGUCGGUACUCACUCCUCAUCCACUGGGUAGACUUUUUGAAGCCCUCAUGAAGCUCUUCCAGAAGAUUCUAGCUGUCUCUGAAAAACAAUCAGCUGCUAUUUUUUCAGGCGUUUUACUUUUCGAAAUGUCACGACAUCGGACGAGGCCAUCACUAACUUCCUAAUGAUCAUGGAUGGCGUACCACUCACCUCCCUUUCAGUAGAGGACAGCACACUGGUGGGUGUGGGGAGGUAAGACAAGCUCAUGAUCGUCAAACCCUUUGCUUACAUCCAGACUCUUCUGACGUGUCUCUUUUGCAGAUCUUCACGCUGUUUUGCUAAGGUUCAGAAGUCCAUCACUAGACCUGCACAUCAGCAUGUUGUUGUUGUUUCUCUGUCUCUGUCAGAUGGGAGCAAGCCAGGAAGACAGAUCACAGAGCUGUCGAUGAGUUCUUCCUACGAAACAUGAAGGUCCUGAAUGUCUAUCAGUUUGUCGCAUUCCUGCAGCUCUUGUUUUUGCUGCAAUACCCCAGAAAGGUGUCAGUCAUAAACGCUCAGGUGAGAGCUGAGAUUUGAUGUGGAAGAAGACACUGUGUCAGUUCUUUAACAGCAAGAGACAGCUAACGUUUCCCUUUAGGUGUUUGUCACGCCCUGUAUUACGUCCCACCUGCUGAAGAAUCUGCAGUACUUUGACCUGUCUGACAACCUGCUGACUGAUCUGACUCUGAGGGAGUCCCUGUGCCAGGGAGAUGGCACACUGAAGCACCUACGAGUUUUGAACGUCAGUGGAAAUGCUUUGAAGGUAUUUCGUUUAUUUUCCAGUUCCUUGCUUUGCCAGUAACCCCAUCACCGAGGGGUUAUCGCUGUAUCGCACCGGACCUGGUACUCACAAAACUUCCUGGGGUUCAGGAACAUGCUACCUCACUUGAACACAUGUCCAACUGUGUCCCUCUGCUGUCCAGUCUCUGUCCACAGUGAGCCAUUUAGUAGAGAAGCUUUCCAAACUGACCCACCUGGACAUCAGCAGGAACGCAUACAGCUCCAUGCCCCAGCAUUGCUCCUGGCCCCACACCCUAAGAUACCUCAACAUCUCCGGGGCUAAACUUUCAACAGUCACCCAAUGUCUACCCAAAACUCUGGAGGUACUGAGAGAAGAACAUAAUCCAGUUAUCCUGACAGACCAGACUCUCUAAACGUUCACCUCUCACUUCAACAAAUACAGGUGUUGGAUCUGAGCAACAACAAUCUCAAAAGCUUCCUCCUGUUCUUGCCUGCCCUGAGAGAGCUCUACCUCUCUGGAAACAGGUUUCUUCGUCUCCCUCCUGGAUGGCUGUUCCCCAAUCUGCAAACACUGACCCUGCAGGUAAUGAACAACCACAUCUUGAAUUUCUUCUUUCCAAGUCUCCUGUCUUCCACCGACUGCGACUACCUUCCUUCUCCUUCUUCCACAGUCGAACACCUUAAAGAGGUUUAACCAUUCAGACCUCCAGUCUUACGAAAGACUCCAGAGCCUCCAGGCGGGUCAAAACAAGUUUGACUGCUCCUGCGACUUUGUCAAUUUCCUCCAGUCGGUCUUUGAAGGAGACGGAGAUGUUCAGUUAACAGACAGAGAGGACAGCUAUGUCUGUGACUCUCCUCUUUACCUCCAGGGGGAAGUGGUUAGUCAGGUCAGUCUCUCCUUGUAUGAGUGCCAUCGGGUGUUGUGUGUGUCUGUGAUCUGUGGAGUGGUGCUGUGUGUUUCCACUCUGGUGUGUGUCCUGCUCUGGCGUCUACACGCAAUCUGGUACCUGAAGAUGACCUGGGCGUGGCUUAAGGCCAAGCGUAUUUCCCGGAAACGGCAAAAAAGAGAUCGAGAGGGCACAGAGGCGCUGCUGUCCUACGACGCUUUUGUGUCCUACAGUGAGAGCGACGCUUGCUGGGUGGAAAACUUGCUGGUGCCUGAACUGGAGAGGACAAGGUAACGUCAGGACCUACACCUCUAGAUAUUUGACUUGAAACCAUAGUAACUUGUUUUCUUGUUUUCAAAGAGAGAGCAGUGAGGACUCCAUGAACGCCGUUAGUCCCAGACCUUUGACCCUUUGCCUCCACAAACGAGACUUUCUUCCUGGACAUUGGAUUAUGGACAACAUCAUGAGCGCCAUCGAGAGCAGUCGGCGGACCAUCUUCAUCCUGUCGAAGAACUUUGUCCAGUCUGACUGGUGCCGCUACGAGCUGGACUUCUCCCAUUUCUGGCUCUUUGAUGGAAACGCAGGCGGAGAGGCGGCCAUCUUGAUCCUGUUGGAACCGCUGCCCAAGGACAACAUCCCAAAACGCUUCUACAAACUGCACAAGCUUAUGAGCUCCACUACCUACCUGGAAUGGCCUCAGGAGGAGGAAAAGUAUGGGGAGUUCUGGGAGAGUCUGCACAAAGCUUUGAGAAUCGAAGAAGACGACUGA